CAAAAAGCGUGUCUCUCUCCCGCCCAGAGACCAGAGCUCAUAGCCCAGAGCCCAGAGGAGAAGUGUCCCCGAGGCGAAGAUCGCCGCCGAUCCGAUCCGAUCCGCAACCGAAGCAAAGCGAAGGGCGUGAAGCUCCGCGACUUGCUCCCAAUUACAAUUUUGAAAAGUGUUGCAAAAGAAACAAUUAAAUUAUAAUUCGAGCCCGGAUUCGAACAGAACAGUGUUGCCGUGUCGUGUGCCGGCCCGUGUGACAAACGGCAGGCAGGAGGUGCGCCCCAGCAGUUCCACCAGCCCAAGAGGCAGGAGGCAAGAAUAUAUAUCGCCAAUGGUCCAUGGGUCAAUAUCAUAAUCUGAGACAGCAGCAGCAGCAGGAGAAGAGCCAGGAGGAGCAGAAGGGGAAGGAGGAGCACUCGGAGCAGUCGAAGCAGUUGGUGGAGCAGCAAACAAGUCGCCAGAGGCGGCAAGGAGCACUGGACGUUGUCAUAAAUCAAAGCGACGCAAUUUGCUGCUGACGAACUGCGUGCAACAACAGCAACAACAGCAACGACUAUGCCAUUACUGCUGGCCACAACACACGGCAACAAUUCCCAUCAUCAACACUUGAGCUCUGUCGAACAGUCAGCGGCAGCCACCAUGUUGCUGACGUCCCAGGCAGCAGCAGCAGCAACAGCAGCAGCACACUGCCUUGCCACAGCAACAUCAGCCACACACUGCAGCCUGGCAGCAGCAGCAGCAGCAAAUAGAACGGCAACAACAACUACAACAGCUUCGGCAUCGGCAUCGGCAACAGCAGGUGUUAAUGUUCAAAUUACUGGCAAAGGCGUUGCGGCCACAACUCUAGUCAACGAUCAACUGCAACUUCCACUUCAAGUUCCACUACAACUCCAGGCGGCUAAUUAUGCCGCUAACGUUGGCCAUUUGAAUGGCUUUAACCCUAAAGACAACUGCCCACCAGUUCCACCCACCAAAGAGGAGCAGAACUAUGAGGGAUUGCUACGCCUGCCGCAGAUCCAAGUCAAACAGGAAUUCAUGGAGUCGCUCCUAGACAGAGCCAGCCACAAUCCGAUGAGCCAACAGCAGCAGGCAGCAGCAGCAGUUUUUGCUACAAGCUGUCGUGGCAAAACAAUAUUAAAUCCCUGGUAUCUGAGGCCUGCCGAGGGCAUUGGAUAUCAUAAUUACAAUGGAAACGGCAACGGCAACGGGAACGGAAAGGGCAGCAACAGGGACAUCAACAAGGAUAUGGCACACAUGACUUCCGCUCUGGAGGGAGGAGCCAUGGGGGAUGGCCAGACAUGUCUGCUGCCGGCCCCAUCAUAUUUUGGCAUGGAAACACUGUCAUCUGUCAAGCAGCAGCAGCAGCAGCAUCAGCAUCAGAAAUCCCUGCCAGACUUUCUAAUACCAUUGCAUGAAAUUAUGUUCCAACAACAUCAUUAUCAGCAGAGAACAGCAGCAGCAGCGGCAGCGGCGGCAGCAGCAGCAACAGCAACAGCAACAACAAUGGGCACAUUAAUUAAUAGUCUGCCUCCCGGUCUGGGGGCAUACCAGUCCUGCGGCCAGGGCCCGGGCCCGGGACAGGGCAAGCCCGAGACAUUCAAGUCAUUAACCCCACCGAAGCAGGGCCCCAACGGUGAGCACUUGUUCGUCCGGCACUUUCACGAGCGGGACCGCCUCAUCCGAGAGCACCAGCUGAAGCAGCAGCUAUUGCGUGACGAGGAGCUCUCCCUGGAAGCACCACCCCACCACCAGCAGCCGCAGGAGGAGCCGUCCUGCGCCCGGGAAACCCCAGCGUCUGUGCUGGAGCAUAACCAUCAUUGGCAUGGUGUCGUCUAUGAUGGCAAUGGCCAUGCCAGGAAGCUGUUCGGCAUUGCCCCACCGCCAGCGCAGCACCAGCCACAGCCACAGCCCCCACCAACUCCGCAGCCAGCCGUCCAGCCAGUCAGGGAAGUCCUGACCUCCUCCGCUUUCUCUGCGCUGGCGGAGCCCGCCAAGGACCUCAUCAUUUACGAGCAGCCGACACCAAACGGACGACAUUGUCGUCCCGCCAACAAAGUUAUGCGACACAUGUCCAACUCUCCCACACCGCCCUCUCCGCUGCGGUCUCUAUCAGACUGCGGCAAGAGCUUCGAGGAGGAGGAACAGGAGCUGGGCAUCGAGUGCGAGAUGCCCCAGAAUCUGAGCAGCAAGCGGCAGGCCAGGGAUCUCGAUCCAGAGCUGGAGAACGAAGUGCUCAAUCUGGCGCCGCCACCAAAGAGAAUGGCCCUGACCACACCCCUGGAGGUGGAAACGAAGCCCCAGGAGGAGCCGGAACCAGAGCCAGAGCCCGGAGCAUUGCCACAGCAGCCGCUGCUUGACUUUGCACCCGGGAACAUGCAGCAGGCGCUGCAGCUGCAGCUCCACAGCUACAUCGAGAUGGUUCGCCAGCUGGCCCCAGAGGCCUUUCCGAAUCCGAAUCUGGCCUCCCAGUUCCUGCUGCAGAACUCCCUGCAGGCCCUGGCACAGUUCCAGGCCCUGCAGCAGCUCAAGCAGCAGCAGCGCGAGGACUCCAUCCACCACCAUCCCCCGAACUACUCCACCCCGCUGAGCAAGUCUCCUCUGAGGAGUCCCUCCCUCAGUCCAGUGCCGCGGCACAACAGCAAGUCCCAGCAGCGAACGCCACCGAACUCCAUGUCCGCCAACAGCCUGGGAAUGAGCAGUGCCGUGAUGACGCCGAACACCCCGAGCAUGCACAACCAGCAGCAGCACACAUCCACGAGCACUCCGAAACCGCCCAGCGGAAUGACAGUGGCCUCGGCCAUGGCCAAGCUGGAGCAGUCGCCGGAGGAGACCACCGACCUGGAGGAGCUGGAGCAGUUCGCCAAGACCUUCAAGCAGCGCCGCAUCAAGCUCGGUUUCACCCAGGGCGACGUGGGCCUGGCCAUGGGCAAGCUGUACGGCAACGACUUCUCGCAGACGACCAUCUCGCGGUUCGAGGCCCUCAACCUGAGCUUCAAGAACAUGUGCAAGCUGAAACCGCUGCUGCAGAAGUGGCUGGAGGACGCGGACACGAGUGUGGCCAAGUCGGGCGGCGGGGUGUUCAACAUCAACACAAUGACCACCAAUCUGUCCAACACGCCCGAGAGCAUACUGGGACGCAGGCGCAAGAAGCGCACCUCCAUCGAGACGACCGUAAGGACCACGCUGGAGAAGGCCUUCAAUAUGAACUGCAAGCCCACGUCCGAGGAGAUCAACCAGCUGUCCGACCGCCUACACAUGGACAAGGAGGUGGUGCGGGUGUGGUUCUGCAACCGCCGGCAGAAGGAGAAGCGCAUCAAUCCCUCGCUCGAUCUGGACAGUCCGACGGGCACCCCGCUAAGCAGCCACGCCUUCGGCUAUCCACCGCAGGCCCUGAACAUGUCCAAUGUCCACCUCGAGGCUGGUUCCGGCUCCCUCUGCGGCAGCUCCAUCAGCUCUGGCGAGUGAAUAUCCCUCCCUUCCCCCUACCCAGCCAUGUACAUAGUCAGCUAAUAGUCGUAGUCGCUGUAUCUCCAAAAUCUUCCACAACAUUCCAUUCUUUCUCCAUAUCAAAGCAAGCCAUAGAUAUAGAUAUAGAUGAAGAUAUAGAUAAAGAUAUAUAUAGAGGAACCUAGGUGAUAGCCAGUCGUAUCAGAAAUCCAUUACGAAUUUA
Molecule: messenger RNA, 3664 nt
Organism: Drosophila persimilis
Lineage: Eukaryota; Metazoa; Arthropoda; Insecta; Diptera; Drosophilidae
Gene: pdm2
Product: POU domain protein 2
Exons: 5
Coding region: 550-3459 (969 amino acids)
Biological process (GO): regulation of transcription by RNA polymerase II
Molecular function (GO): DNA-binding transcription factor activity, RNA polymerase II-specific; RNA polymerase II cis-regulatory region sequence-specific DNA binding
Source: RefSeq, a predicted model, not a curated record